Lodderomyces elongisporus is the source of this 3888-nucleotide messenger RNA. RefSeq names its product Roa1p (gene ROA1). The record is from RefSeq and is a predicted model, not a curated record. Gene Ontology annotation, cellular component: membrane. Gene Ontology annotation, biological process: transmembrane transport. Bases 1 to 3888 code for a protein of 1295 amino acids. NCBI's taxonomy places the organism in Eukaryota, Fungi, Ascomycota, Pichiomycetes, Serinales, Debaryomycetaceae. The transcript has a single exon. Gene Ontology annotation, molecular function: ATP binding; ATP hydrolysis activity; ABC-type transporter activity.
AUGGCUUACGAAUCCGACGUGCUCGAAAUUCCUCACUCGCAAAGAGUUGGGUUGCAAGUGAGAAACUUAUCAGUUGCUAUUAAAUCAAAGAUCAAAUCUAAGAUUGGCUCCAAGAUCACAUCUGAUUCGGAAUCCGAAGAUUUCAAUGCAAAAUCACCACGCAUAUUAAACGAUAUCUCGUUUGAUGUCAAACCGGGCGAGUUGGUGGCUUUGAUGGGCGGUUCAGGUGCCGGAAAGACUACAUUGUUGCACACCUUGUCGCAACGCACAAACAUAACGAACAAAAAAUUACAAUUUUCUGGAAGUGUGACUUACACCAGACAGGAGUCCACGCACCACAUCAAGCACGCUUAUUUAUUACAAACGGAUUUCUUUUUACCAGGGUUGACUGUGUUGGAGACUUUUCAAAGCCAAGCCGAUCUUCGUCUCCCACCAUAUGUCACCCAAGCUGAAAAAGACGAGUUGAUCAACUACAUCAUUGAGGUGUUGGACUUGUCACACUUGAAAAAUACUAGAGUUUGCAGCUUUUCACUGCACGCAACUACAUUAUCCGGGGGUGAGCAAAGGAGAGUCAGCUUGGCAAUACAAUUGUUGUCUAGACCAUCUAUCUUGUUUUUAGACGAACCAACAACAGGACUUGACACAUCCACAUCACUCAGUCUAGUACAGCUUUUAAAGAAGCUAGCCUCCAACAAGUUUGGUAUUACUAUCAUUUUAUCUAUCCACCAACCUCGCCCCGAGAUUUGCGAGUUGUUUGACAAAGUCUGUUUAUUGACCCAGGGGGGAAGAUUGGUUUAUUUCGGCAACUUACAGAAUGAAGCAAAUGAUUAUUUUGGAAAGUUGGACUUUGUUCCAGCAAUCGAUACCAACAUGAGCGACUAUGUCAUGAAGCUUUCAGUGAAGGAUGCAUCAACCGUGGAAACCGAGAACAAGUCGAUUGAAAGAGUAAACAAGUUGGUUGCCAAUUGGAAAGAAAAAUACUACAACACUAUCGAUAACGAUUCAGUUUCAGUUGCUGUUCCAGUUCCAGUUCCAGUUCCUGCUUCAGUUUCCAAUGUUAAAAAAGACCAAAAACAAUUUGCAUCCAAUUUGAAACUCUUUUCAACACCGAAACAGGACCAGAUCUCAUCUUUCCGUCAGUUAAUAAUACUCACCAAAAGAUCGUUUAAACUUUCUUAUCGUGAUUACAAGAGUCUUGUUGUACUCAACUUUGGAAUCAUUGUUAUUGCAGUUACAGCUGGUUGGAUGUUUUACCGCCCAAAACAUGAUCUUGCUGGUAUUAGAUCGCUCAUUUCUACCCAAUAUGUUAUGUUGGAGAUUGUUGGUUUUUGCGCAAUGUUUAUUGAAGCCGAGAGGUUAUGGAACACGGACGGAACAUAUUUCUUUCGAGAACGCCAGGAACACACUGCAAAUAUUCCAAACUUUAUCAUCUCGAGAAGAUUGGCCAAGUUUCCACUUGAGGAUUUACCAAUGACUAUAUUCUUUUCGUUGAUUACUUUCUUUAUGUGGGGUAUGCGUGUUGGGAAUGGCUCGCACUUUGGAAUUUAUUUCACCAUAACUCUUCUCACUCAAUUGUGUUGCAUGAGUGGCGCUCUUUUGAUGUUCUCAGCAGCACCUUCGAUGCCGGUUUCCACCUUGUUGAUCAAUUUGUUUUAUCAAUUGCAAAACUCGGCACUGGGUUAUUUUGUCAAUGCAUCAACCAUGCCAGUUUACGUCAGAUGGACCAAGUACAUUGCAUAUUUCUGGUAUGGUUUUGGUGCACUUACUGCAAACCAAUUUACCAAUUGGGUUGGUGAUUGUCCAUAUGGCGAUGUCAAUGACAGCAGAUGUGUUGAGUAUACCGGAAAUGCGCAAUUGGAUAUCUUGGGCUUUCCCCAAGGGUGGAUAGCAGAACCAAUUGGUAUUUUGAUUGCAUGGGUUGUUGGUAUUCUCAUAUUAUCUGGAGUUGCAUUAUACUUUAGAUCGUUUGAUGGUGGUAUGGCAAAAACCAAGAAAAACAAGUUGGGCGAUGAAGAAGGUGAAGGGAUACAACACGAAGAAGUGCUUGCAGAUGCUUCUCCACAAGUUGCAGCAACUGCAGUCAAAGACGACUUCCCAAUUGAGAUCAAUAUGCGCAAUGUUCAUUUGGCAAUCAAAGAUAAAUCAAUCUGGGGUAAAUCUAAAGGAAUCAAGACUCUUUUGAACAAUGUUAAUGCCGAUUUCAAAGCAGAUACUGUCAAUUGCAUAAUGGGACCGUCGGGUAGCGGUAAAAGUACAUGUCUUAAUUAUCUUUCCAAUAGGUUGGAUAGGUCAGCCAAUUUCGUUAGUUCUGGAGAUGUGAUGAUUAAUAAUGUGCAAUAUGUCACUCGUUCUGAAUUGAACAGGAUAUCCGCUUAUGUUACCCAACAUGAUAAUUCACUCAUUGCUGAUUUGACUGUGAGGGAAACUUUAUAUUUCCAAGCCAAGUUGCGUCUUCCUUUGGAACAACACCCAUUUAUACCCAAGAUUGUUAACAAAUUGAUCAGACAAACUGGAUUAAUUGAUUGUGCAGAUACACUUGUUGGAAAUGAUAUUGUUAAGGGAAUUUCGGGAGGUGAAAAGAGAAGAUUGAGUAUUUCGAUUCAGCUUCUUUCGAAACCCAAAGUGUUAUUUUUAGACGAACCAACAUCUGGGUUGGAUUCAACCACAUCGGAGGCUAUCUUGAAUUUGUUGCACGAGUUGGCAAGAGAGAGUAGCACUACAGUGAUUUUGACCAUCCAUCAACCAAAUGAAGAACUCUUUUUCAAGUUUGGAACAUUGUUGCUUUUGGGAAAGGGAGGAAAUGUCAUUUAUAAUGGUACGUCGCAUGGUGUUAUUCAGUACUUGGCGCAGCUUGGCUUUACAAACUCGGGCAAGGUGAACACUGCAGAUUAUAUACUUGACUUGGUUAGUCAUUCCAAGGAUGAGGAACGUGACGUUGUUGAGGAUAGAAUUGCCAAAUUAACCAGCAACUGGACUUAUAGGGAGAAGACGAGAGACAUUACCGAUGAAGUUGCGCUGAAACUUCUGCCAGUCAAUUUGUCACAGUUUUAUUUCAAGAGAUUACCCAUCUGGCAUACUUUUUCUGUGGUAACAAAGAGACAGUUUGUUACAUCUUAUAGGUCAAAGGAUAGUAUUAUUAGUCGUGUUGGACAAACGGUGUUCCUUACCAUUAUUCAUACGUUGUUCUUUGCUCCGCUUAGAAACACUCAAGAUGGUAUUGCCAAUAGAUUGGGAUUGAUUCAAGAGGUUUUGAAUUUGUACUUUGUUGGACUUGUCAACAAUAUCAGUUUGUAUCCAUUCGAAAGAGACUUGUUUUACCAAGAGUACAGAGAUGGGAUCUAUGGCGUGUCUGAGUUUGGGAUUUCCUACUUGUUAAAUGAAUUACCAACAGAGAUUAUUCCAUCAUUCUUUUUUUCAGCAUUGAUUGUGUUUGUGUGUGGUUUGCCACGCAACGCCCUGAUGUAUUUCGCAAUGUUUUGCACGGGAUUUGUCUCGAUCAACUGUGGUGAGUCGUUGGGUAUAUUUGUUAAUAGUAUUUUCAACCAAAUGGAAAUUGCAACCAAUGUCUUGUCAACCAUCAUUAUUAUUGCUAUUUUCAUGGGUGGUACCAUGUCUUUGCAUAUGCCCGAUUUUUUCAAAGGAAUUAAUUACAUUAGUCCCAUGAAGUAUGCAGUGUCAAUUUGCGCCAAUCUUGGGUUUGAAAACCAAGUAUUUGAAUGUGAUUUAGCGGGUAGCACUGAUUGCUCUUUGAGAACAGGAGAUGAUGUGCUUGACUAUUACAAUUUGCAAGCCAAUAUUGGUGCCAUGUUUGGUGGGUUAUUUGCUUGUUUUGUCAUUUACAGAGCAAUAUCAAUUGCAUCGAUAUACAUUAGAGUAAAGUGGUUCUAG